Molecule: messenger RNA, 4996 nt
Organism: Brienomyrus brachyistius
Lineage: Eukaryota; Metazoa; Chordata; Actinopteri; Osteoglossiformes; Mormyridae
Gene: tut7
Product: terminal uridylyl transferase 7
Exons: 29
Coding region: 253-4536 (1427 amino acids)
Molecular function (GO): nucleic acid binding; RNA uridylyltransferase activity; zinc ion binding
Source: RefSeq, a predicted model, not a curated record
CACAAUAACGCAAUUAGCUACGUUAGCCUACAGCCGGCAAAUCAGCUUCUAGUGUCCUUACUGGAUUAACGUGCAGGCCCGCAGGCUGCCUUGCUAUCCGUGGAGAGCUAGUCCGAAAGCCAGUUUCGGUAGCGUGUGGGAGGGUUCGGUCCGGACGUCAAAGCCACAGCUAGCCGUCUUUUUUUCUGGAGCAACAAGACUAGCAUGCAGUCCAUACGAAAAUUGACAGUACAGGCAUAAUACAACGGUCCAAUGGAAAAUACCGGAAAGAAGCGCAAGUCAAAGCAAAGCAAGGAGCGAAGCAAUGUCUCGGAAGACACGGAGAGCUGGCGGAGUUCUGCGCGCCUCGAAGAUCUGGAAUACAGCAGAAAUUACAAUCGUAAGCCAGAGAAGGGUUUUCAUGAUAAGAAGGGCAUGAGCAGCAUCAUUGGCAAGAAUCCCAGAAGCCGUGGAUACAGUCCCUCAAACAGCAGUCCACGUGAGUUUGGUAGGGGUGGCCACAGGAACAGGUAUGAGCACAGAGAGGGGUUCCGGAAGUUUCCUAUCCCAGAGACGCCCCACUUGCAAGAGAAAAACUGGAGAGAACAUCCUUCUGGGGGCAGCUGGAGGAAGAAUGCCUUCCAGGAGGAUGGCGAAGACUUGGGUAGGCCACUGGAAGCAGUGAAUAGGCGACGGCACCUAAAGGAUUCGAUAAACUGGGACCCGGAUUCUCAUUCCUCAGGGCACAAACGAAGAAUGAGGCAGAGGAGGAAAGAUCACAGUGAGAGAGAUGAGGACGGAGGAGCUCAUGUGACUGACAUGUCGGCUCUCUCAGAAAAGGAGCGUCGGGUUGAAGAGAGGAUUGGCAAGGAAGGGAUCUUCCGACUUAGAAACCGUUCUCGGAACAAUCCUAAGGCUCGGUACCACUGUAACCUGUGUGACGCGCUGUUGGAGUCCGUGUCUGUCGCCCUUAAACACCUGAAAGAGAGAUUCCACAAAAAAAGAUCCCGGGACAGGCUUGAGGAGAUGCUCCUCAUAGAGAUCCCACCACCCGAGGAACCUCAGACCCAAGCUGUAGGCAUCACCAUUGAGAAAGAGGUGGUGGAAUAUGGCCUAGAUGAUAAAGAUGUGGAGACGAGGCGCCGUAUCGUUGUUUCGAUGGAAGAGGCCAUCAGAGCAGACCUGCCUGAAUGCUCACUGAGGUUAUAUGGAUCCUCUUGCACUAAAUUUGGUUUCAAAGAUUCCGAUGUCAACAUAGACAUCCAGUUCCCACCUCAUAUGCAUCAACCUGACGUGCUCUUGCUGGUCAACGAGGCGCUCUCAAAAAGCCCUGUCUAUAUGGAUCUGGAAGCUGACUUUCAUGCAAGGGUUCCUGUGGUAGUUUGCAAAGAAAAGCAAAGUGGUCUGAUUUGCAAGGUGAGCGCAGGCAAUGACAACGCCUACUUGACAACAGAGUACCUUUCAGCACUGGCCAACCUGGAACCGCACCUGCGCCCCCUAGUUGUGGGGUUUAGACGCUGGGCUCAGAUCUGUCACAUCGACCAUCCAGAGGAAGGUGGACUUCCCCCAUAUGUGUUGGCUCUCAUGGUUAUCUUCUUCCUUCAGCAGCGGAAGGAGCCACUUCUACCCACUUAUCUGGGGUCCUGGAUAGUGGGGUUUUCCAUGAGCAGACUGAGUGAUUUCCACCUGACUGGUGUGGAGAACGAUCAUGUGCUUUGGGAGUUCAAACCCUCCCAGGAGGAAACUGCACCCUCUGUGGAGAUCUGCAAAAAUGGAAAGGUCCCCCUGGUCUUCGAAGAUGAUCGCUGGUGCUCUGUGACUUUGGGGCAGCUGUGGGUGGAGAUGCUGCGCUUUUACUCGCUGGAGUUCGACACGGCCAACCGUGUCAUCAGUGUUCGCUUGAACUGUGUUUGCUUCCGUGAAUCCAAGGACUGGUCUAAGAAAAGGAUUGCUGUAGAAGAUCCUUUUGCGGUGAAAAGAAAUGUUGCACGUUCAGUGAACAGUCAAGUUAUGUACGAGUACAUCCUGCACUGUCUGAAGACUUCUUACAAGUACUUUGCCAUGCCCUUGGGACAGCAGAAAUCACAACUCAUCGAUCAGAAGGCAGGGAGGAAACACACAGACUGUCACAGCUCGCGAGGACAAAACCAAGACCAUGAGGGAACCUACCAUGAAUCAGAUCCUUGUGCUGUUGACCCCCUAUCACCAGCUGACAGUUUCCUGCUUGAGUCGGGGUUGAAAACUCUUAGCUUGAGGUCUCCCAUGGUUAAUGGGCAGACAGACAGUGAGGAUGUUGCCAGCGAUCCUUGCGUUGUUGAGGGAGAAAGGGCAUCUUUUCUGGAAGAUUCUGACUAUGUGGAAGAAGGGGUGGUCUGUGCGGACAGUGCUGAAAGUGACUGUGAGAGAGUCGAAGAAGAGUGCCCAUUAGAUAUGGAUGAGAGUGACGACAUGGACCCUACUCACCUGCCCCAUUUCCCUCAAGAGCAGGAGCCUGAAACUGAGAGUCCUUCUGACUUGGAGGCACCUGUGGAGAUGGGUGACAGCGAUGACCCUGAGGGGCUGGAUAGAGAGGAUGAGGACUCAGGCAGUGCUGAUGACAUCCUAGCUGAUCUGAAGAAACCUUCCUGCCAGGCAAACCAGUCUGAUGAAGAUGACGACGAAGAGGAGGAAGAAGAAGAGUACACUCGUCAGCACCUUGACAGUUUCACCACAGAAGAAGAGCAGUACCCAGUGGAUAUGGUAUCAGGGGAGGAGCUUCUCUCUGAAGGCGAGGGUCUCCAUCCAGAUAGGCUGGUUAAAGAAGGAGAUGGUCCCGGCAUGGUAGUUGAACCACGUUCACAUACAGUUGAUCUGACGAAAGCCUUAGAAUGUCCUGGACGUAACCUGCAGUACAAGUUCAACAAGAUGGUCUUUACCCGUGGCAAGUCCCACACCGUCGUGUGCAGCCUGUGCAAGCAUGAUGGCCACCUGAAGCGCGACUGUCCCGAAGAUUUCAAGAGGGUCGAGCUUGACCCUCUACCUCCUAUGACACCAAAGUUCCUUAAAAUUCUUAAUGACGUGUGCAUGCAGUGCUACAGAGACUUUUCACCGGAUGAAAUUGAGGAGAAGGUUCGAGAACACAUCCUGCAGGAUUUGGAAAAAUUCAUAAGGCUUCAGUUUGAGGGGGCCAAGUUAAGACUCUUUGGAUCCUCUAAGAAUGGGUUUGGGUUCAAACAAAGUGAUCUGGACAUCUGCAUGGUCCUAGAGGGCCACGAGACCUCUGAGGGACUUGACUGCAUCGCAAUCAUAGAAAGUCUCGCCAGAGUUUUGAGGAAACUCCCAGGUCUGCGCAACAUAUUGCCUAUCACAACAGCCAAAGUCCCCAUCGUGAAAUUCUUCCAUGACAAGACAGGCCUGGAAGGAGACAUCAGCCUGUACAACACGCUGGCCCUGCACAACACGCGGCUCCUUGCAUCAUACGCGGCGAUCGACCCCAGAGUGAAGUACCUGUGUUAUGCCAUGAAGGUGUUUUCAAAAGUGUGCGAUAUCGGCGAUGCCUCGCGUGGAAGCCUUUCUUCCUACGCCUACACGUUGAUGGUGCUGUUCUUCCUUCAGCAGAGGAGCCCACCCGUCAUUCCUGUUCUCCAGGAGAUUUAUAAUGGACCAAAGAAGCCUGAAAUCCUAGUUGAUGGCUGGAAUGUCUAUUUCUUCGAUAAACUGGAUGAAUUGCCCUGCCACUGGCCGGAGUACCACAGCAACACGGAGAGUGUGGGUGAGCUGUGGCUAGGCCUGCUGCAGUUCUACACGGAGGAGUUUGACUUCAAGGAGCACGUGAUCUCCAUCCGCAGGAAGCAGCUCCUCACCACCUUCAAGAAACAGUGGACCUCCAAGUACAUCGUCAUCGAGGAUCCUUUUGAUCUGAACCAUAACCUUGGUGCUGGAUUAUCUAGAAGAAUGACUAAUUUCAUUAUGAAGGCCUUCAUCAAUGGAAGAAGGGUUUUUGGAACUCCCAUUAAAGUCUACCCUCCUGAAUACCCCUCAGAAAUGGAGUACUUCUUUGAUCCCGAGGUGCUCACCGAGGGUGAACUGGCCCCGAAUGACCGCUGCUGUCGCAUCUGUGGAAAAAUAGGCCACUUCAUGAAGGAUUGUCCAAUACGUAGAAAGGUGAGACAGAAGCGUGAUCCCCUGAACUACGAGGACGGAGGAGGUGGUAGGCGGCACCAUGGCGACCAGGACAGGGUGCGGCCAGAGCCCCUGGAAGUCAGGGACCAGACACCACGCCAUGGCGACAGGCGGAAGGGCCUGGAGGAGAAGAGGAGAUGCUUCAUCUGUGACUCCUGCAACCACAUUAUGAAAGAGUGUCCCAAAUACAGGGGUCGUGCUGGAAGCCCCAGGGGUGAGGGGUUGUCUACAUCCAGUCACACGAAGAACCCGCGUGAAAGACAGGGUUCACCCCUCCGGGAGGAGAGGAAGAAGCCGAAACAGUCAAAGAUGAUGCUGAGCCCCCAAGCAGGCAGCCUCACUAACAGGCACCUGACCCCAGGAAGAGCCUCUUCCAGGAGAAAACCCAUGGACUGAAGAGGAGCAUGUUUACUCUAAGCCAAAACCCAGUCCCAUCCACAUUUAGCUCUUGUCUGUGUGUAGGCCGCGCGGUGAGAAGCAGGACAAAACCUGAGCCACCUCACUGGUCUUAUGUUUUUAACCAGAAUUCCUCCAGAAGGAAUUUGAGUUUCUUUUCUUUUUUCUUUUUUUAAUUCAUUUUAAAUCAAAAGCCAUUAUGCAUGCUCUUUGCCGGACAGCUUUCUAUUUGUUUUAUUUUCAUUUUAAUACAGUCAUUUGGUCACUUUGUCACAUGCACUAUGAACAGUCUGUAGAAAAGACUGAUUAAAUAGAUUAAAUUGGAACGCCUCGGAUAGCUGUACAGUAAGGCCCUUGGGAUUGUCAAAGCAGUGAUAUAAACCUUUACUGUACGACCUUCAGAAAUCAGUGAUUGAGUCUCUGAAUGAACAUGUAAAAAGAAUAAAAGAUUUAAUUAGCA